ACUGGUCAGUCAGUCAUGGCGUGUAAACUGUUGGCAACGUUUCUAAUUAUCGCGGUCCACUGCUCACUGAGCAGUGGUGCGGCUAUAGAGCUCGAUCACGAGAGGGCAACUACGACUGAAACCACCAAAGAUUGGUGGCAAACGGCACAAUUCUAUCAGAUAUAUCCUCGAUCCUUCAAGGACUCCAAUGGCGAUGGCAUUGGCGAUUUGCAGGGCAUUAUCUCCAAACUGGACUAUCUCAAGGAGAUUGGUGUGACGGCCACCUGGCUAUCGCCCAUUUAUACCUCACCCAUGGCAGACUUCGGCUAUGACAUAGCCGACUUCUACGACAUUCAGGAAGAGUAUGGUACUUUAGAGGAUUUCGAUGAGUUAAUUGCAGAGGCCAACAAGAGGAAUAUCAAGAUCGUUAUGGACUUUGUGCCCAAUCAUUCCAGCGAUGAGAAUGUGUGGUUCCAGAAGUCGGUAAACCGCGAAAAGGGCUACGAGGAUUAUUAUGUGUGGCAUGAUGGUUAUAUUAAUUCCACCACAGGAGCACGUGAACCACCAUCCAAUUGGCUGCAGGCUUUCCGAGGCAGUGCCUGGGAGUGGAAUGAUCAACGUCAGCAAUAUUAUCUCCAUCAAUUUGCUGUCAAGCAGCCUGAUCUCAACUAUCGCAAUCCCGCCGUGGUGGCCCAAAUGAAACGAGUGCUGACCUAUUGGUUGGAUCGUGGUGUCGCUGGUUUCCGCAUUGAUGCUGUGCCCUGGUGCUUUGAGGUUCUACCCGAUGCCCAGGGUCGCUAUCCAGAUGAGCCUUUGAGUGGUUAUACCGAUGAUCCAGAAGACUCCUCGUAUCUCAAGCAUAUCUACACUUUAGAUCUGCCAGAGACUGUGGAUAUGGUAUACCAAUGGCGCACUCUAAUGGAUGAUUAUCAGCGCAUUUAUGGUGGCGAUACGCGUAUCAUUAUGGUGGAAACGUAUUCGGCUCUUGAUUAUGUUAUGCAAUUCUAUGGCAAUCGCACCACGAAGGGUGCUCAGAUUCCUUUCAAUUUUCAGUUUAUAACCGGCGGAAAUGGCGAUAAGAAUAAUACGGAAUUGAGUGCAGCGGGAUUUAUAAAGAUCAUCAAUAGUUGGUUGGGACUGAUGCCAUCUUAUCAGACAGCCAAUUGGGUGAUGGGCAACCACGAUCAACGUCGCGUGGGCAGUCGUUAUGGAGAGGAGCGUAUCGAUCUCAUGAAUAUGCUGCAAAUGUUUCUACCCGGUGUCAGCAUAACCUAUCAAGGUGAAGAGAUCGGAAUGACAGAUCUCGACAUCAGUUGGGAAGACAGUCGCGAUCCAGCUGCCUGUAAUUCCAAUGCAGAUAUUUACGAACAGUUCACCCGAGAUCCUGCCAGAACUCCGUUCCAGUGGAGUGCAGAAGCAAAUGCCGGUUUCUCCAUCAACAGCACCACCUGGCUACCCAUUAAUCCCAAUUAUGUGACUAUUAAUGUGGAAGCCGAAAACUCCACUGAGCCAAGUCAUUUGAGUCUGUACAAGCAGCUGGUACAGUUGCGUCAAAUCAAGACUCUGCAAAAUGGAGCAACACGUUAUGCCAAUGUGGGUGACAAUGUCCUGGCCAUUAAGAGAUCUCUAACUUGUGAAUCCAGCUACAUACUGGUGGCCAAUGUAUUAUCCAGCAGUGUGGAGAACAUAGAUGUGGCUAGUUCAUUGUAUGCCACUGGAAGCUAUACGAUUAAAUUGGCCAAUCCGGAGGCCAAGGCAACUGAAGGGACGAGUGUUGACCUAAGCAGCCUAUCAUUGGAGCCAUAUGCGGCUUUGAUUUUGCAGUCGGUUUAAUAUAUUUUGUAUUCUAUAUAUAACCACAUAGUAUAUAUACCUCUAUAUAUGCUUUAUCAUAAGUUCUGAAUGGCACAAGAAAAUAUAAUAAUCAUAAGUCAUUGGCCAACCAAA
Messenger RNA from Drosophila willistoni, 1926 nucleotides. Its product is annotated as maltase A3. The record is from RefSeq and is a predicted model, not a curated record. The transcript is spliced from 3 exons. The coding region runs from base 16 to 1812 and encodes 598 amino acids. NCBI's taxonomy places the organism in Eukaryota, Metazoa, Arthropoda, Insecta, Diptera, Drosophilidae. Gene Ontology annotation, biological process: carbohydrate metabolic process.